AUCGUUCACUUAAGAGAGCCGGCUCAUAGAGCCGAUUCGUACGCGACCGACACAUCACUACUGCUCCACGGUCUGGUCUGGUCCAGCUAACAUUAGCUGACUGACCUGCUUGGCUCAGAAGCUGGACGAGAUUCCACGGAUAACAAUGUUUUAUUUUUAGGCCUGAUAACGUUAAGACGAAACGCUGGAUGGUAACCAGGAACACAUAACUGGAACGGGAAGCCGUCAAUGCCAAGAAAGAGGGUGAGCUUAAAGAAAUCCAUGGCAAAGUGGCUGAAGGACUACCUAAACUUUGGCACCAGGCGUGACCCUCCACAGCCCCCGAGGCCAGAUUACAGUGAGAGUGAGAUUUUGAGGGCCUACAGAGCUCAGAAGGAGCUAGAUUUUGAGGACCCGUACCAACACUCUGAUAAGGAGCAUCAGAAUGGCGGUUUCAGCCCCUGUAGUGCCACAGUGAGCCAUCCCUCUUUCCCUGCAUUUGGUUCAGUGCUGCCGAAUGGUGUCGAGGUGAAAGUGGUGUCUCCCAAGCACAGAUUAAUUAAAGUGGACUCUCAGGAGUUUGGCCGCUGUAAAGUCCCCCUGAGUCCUGUGACUGUUCAAGAGGAACCUGUUGUUCCCUCUGCUCCAGCAGCGCCAGACGCUGACACAGACUACUCUGAUCCAUUUGAUGUCCGCCCAGACCCAAGAGGCAGACCAAACUGGGAGCCCAAAUCUGCACCAACAGACUGCUGCAGCUACAUGGAACCAUUUGAGGCCCAGCGGAUCAUCUCAGAACUGCAGCACAGCGUGAUGAGGUCUGGGAGUGGAGAUGACGGCCAGUUAUAUGAUAACCCGUACGAGGAGAGAACGCGUCACCACCACCGAGCUGCUCCACCAGCACAACUACAAACUCAGAGGGUUGAGGGCGGACUUGCCCAGAUAGACAGCAGGGAGAGCAGGCUGCCUCAGGAUGAUGAGAGGCCAGCUGAUGAAUACGACCAGCCCUGGGAGUGGAAGAAGGACAACAUCUCUAAAGCUCUAGCAGUUCAGUUUGAAGGUGCAGAAAGGGAGCGCUCGAGAGCUCAGACAGAACAGACCAGGCUCACCAAGACGGGCGCUACAUCUACCAGAGCUGACUCAACUACACUCCGUCUGGUUGGUGACACCCCUCCUCUCCUGGGAGAGAGAGUGGAUCCAUCUCUGCCACUGGAGAGACAAGUGUGGUACCAUGGAACCCUGAGCCGCUCGGAGGCAGAGUCUCUACUGACUCUGUGCAAGGAGAGCUCCUACCUGGUGAGGAACAGCCAGACCUGCCGGAACGACUACUCGCUCUCACUCAGGAGUUGUAAGGGCUUCAUGCAUAUGAAGUUCACUCAGUCUGCAGAGGGGCGUUACGUGCUCGGGGAGAACAGCCCUCCCUUCUCCACCAUCCCCGAGGUCAUCCACUACUACACUACACACAAGCUGCCAAUCAGAGGAGCUGAGCAUAUGUCCCUGCUGUAUCCUGUCAUAGUGCAGACCCUCUGACACUGACACACUCAAAUACUCCUGGUGCUACUGAAUACAAUAUAUACUCAAUAUUUACCUAUUUUUGCCCCUUUCCUACAAGCCUUUUCACUACCAUUCUACCUGCACUGCUCACAGGAGAUUGGAUGUUUUGGUGCCAUCUUUUCCGUUUACCAUAACCCCAGUAACUACACUGGCAGCUUAAGAAGAGAGCUCUGUGGCUUAUGAACCUUCGCCUGUGAACUGGUAUUGUCACUGAAAUCCCCGAAUUUUUAAUACCAUGGACUCCUGAAAAUCAGCAAUCAUUCGUAUUAAGAUUGGUAGCUGAGUACUUAAGAUAAAAAGACAAACUCUCGUCUUGAGGUGUCUUUGAGACCGUAGAAUCCACAAAAUAUUGCAUGGAAAUUUGUCUUUUACUGUAUUGCAGAGAGAGACUGUCCUGCCAGGUCACUUAAAGGAUAAUAGUGGUGUUUUCUUUUGGUUUGUGCCAAUCAUCUAGGUUGACUUUUCAGCCAAGGCAGCAGUUAUUUUCAUGCAAAUUCUAUCUUUUUAAAAAUGAUGGCUAUGGGGCGUGGGGAUUUAAACUAGAUGCAGAAAGUAGAAAAUGCAGUAAAAACAUUGCAACACUGUUAUCCUUUUUAAGUGUUAGUUACAAUAUCAACCAAACACUACAUAUUUAACCUUGGCAGUCUGUUGGCUCUGGGUUUCUCUGGGUUUCAGAGGCCGUUGAAUGUCGUAUGAUGCUGUAGCUGCGUGCCCUGCAGUGUUCUCCUCAGUUCAUGUUAUGUGUGAACAACACAAAGUGACAGUAUAAUGUCAGACAGACAUGACUUGUUAACUUCACACAGUAACAGACUCCUGCAAUACUAGUUUAGACAAUAAUAACUACAGUAUUAUAUUGAAAGCUUGUGGCUUUGUGAUCAUGACUAUUAAAGAAGCUUUGGUAGAUUAUUUACUCUGCUGUUUUUAUAAGAUUUUAAAUGUGUUGAAAAUAAAGGUGUCAUCUGUUUUUAAA
Molecule: messenger RNA, 2500 nt
Organism: Siniperca chuatsi (mandarin fish)
Lineage: Eukaryota; Metazoa; Chordata; Actinopteri; Centrarchiformes; Sinipercidae
Gene: shda
Product: Src homology 2 domain containing transforming protein D, a
Exons: 8
Coding region: 229-1506 (425 amino acids)
Molecular function (GO): phosphotyrosine residue binding
Source: RefSeq, a predicted model, not a curated record